CAUCAGAUCUUGACUAAUGUAUCAAAGGUGGUUUUCGAGCAUAUCUCUGUUUUGUACAUAAACUCUAAGAGAAACAUGUGAUUGCUGAAGUUUGUUGGGGGAUUAUAUGAUUAGAUGAUUUGGUUAGCAGUUUUUGAUUUGUCAUUGCAAAGCUCGAUGAGAUUUUCUAAGGAGACAUUUCCAGUCUCUUGAAACGAUCUUAGCGGUUGAUUUGCUUCUGAGUUCUUCUUCUUUGUCUUGUUUAUCAAGCAAUUCAUCUUAUGAUCAACAACAUGAGUAAAAUAAUUAAAAACAACUUAACUCGAGAUGACUUUUUUCAGAGAAAAGACGAGGAUGGUUCAAAGGGAAAGUGAUGUCGGAACACAAGUUGAGUCAAAAGGAACAAUAAUUGAAAUAUAAAAUAUAGAUAUUCCGUGAACUGUUUAUUAUUUCCCACAACACUUUCCCUUUGUCCUUUGAAUUACAAUCUCAUCAUGAAAAAGGAAACUGUAAGAUCGUCUCUCUCACUCACAAGGGCGAUGGAAUUCUGGAGGGGCAAGGCGAGAAAGUUGUUUUUAAAAAAUGGAAGUAUGUUUCUUGAGCAACUUAUAGCCGACUGUAACGGCAUGUCAAACCCUAUCAGAAUGUUCUCUUCCUAUCAAAUCUCCAAAGCCAUCAAUAACUUCGAUCCCAAGUAUUCUCUCCCUGAUAUUCCAUCACCCUUACGCUGGUACAAGGAAGUCAUCGAAGGCAGAUCUUACGUGAUCAAGAGAUUAACAAGGCAAGUGGGUGAAGAGAGUGCUUACAACGAUAUUGUGUUAUCUGCUCGGGUAAGUAACCACAUUGGUUUCCUCAAACUCAUGGGAUGCUGUCUCGAAUUUCUUCAUCCGGUGUUGGUAUUUGAAGACCUAGAAUAUAGAUCUUUGAACACUCGAGGAAGUGUUGGUAGCUUGGAGACGCCGGUGUUGCCGUGGAAUGUACGUUUGAAGAUUGCCAAAGAGGUUGCGGUUGCUAUAACUUAUCUUCACACUGCUUUCCCUAGAAUCAUUGUCCACAGAGAUAUUAAGGCAACUAAUGUUUUGUUGGAAAAGAAUGGGAGGGCUAAGCUCACUGGUUUCUCGCUUGCCGUUACACUCCCUGAGGGUAAGACGUGGAUUCAAGAUAGAUUGGCUGGAACUUUCGGAUACAUAGAUCCUAUUUAUCACUUGACGAAAAUAGUGUCAGAAUACACAGAUGUGUACAGUUUUGGAAUCUUUAUGCUGGUUCUUCUGAUGGGACGACCACAACUUCUAUCAGAUGGGCACUCAGUUUUUGGUACUAGUAUUCUUAAACAUGUGAAGGAUCUGCUGGAGAGAGGAGAACCUGUUGAGUUCGGGGGUGGUUCGAACGACAUGAGGCCUGGUCAGAUGAGAAUGUGUCUCGACCUGGCACUUGGAUGCUGUGAGGAGAGGAAUGAAGACAGGCCGAAGAUGAUCUUGGUGGCAAAAGAGAUUAAGCUAAUAGAACAAGCAUCAAUUUGAGAUUAUGCUCAUACCUAGUAAGUUUGUGUAUAUGUGUAUUGCUGGAUUUCUUGUAGUAUAUGAUUUUCUAGUAAGACUUCAUUUCAAUUAAGAAAGAGUUUUGAGGAUACAUAAACUAGUAGCAAUGUUCUGUUUCUGAUGCAUUUCCUGCAAGUCAGACAGUUCAUAUACAUAAACUAGGUUCCGAAACAAAAAUAGCAGUUUCACAGCCAAAAAAACAGAGGAUCUUUAGAAACAAUUAUAUGUGCUUCUAAGCCUGAACAUAGGAUAUCUAAAUGAUGUCAGGUACAAAUUUAUACAUGAAUUGUCUCAGAGAAACCGGAAAAUGAACAAGAGAUUAA
Brassica napus (rape) is the source of this 1840-nucleotide messenger RNA. Its product is annotated as serine/threonine-protein kinase ZRK1-like. Gene Ontology annotation, molecular function: protein serine/threonine kinase activity; ATP binding. Gene Ontology annotation, biological process: cell surface receptor signaling pathway; protein phosphorylation. Bases 474 to 1499 code for a protein of 341 amino acids. The transcript has a single exon. Gene Ontology annotation, cellular component: plasma membrane. Lineage: Eukaryota; Viridiplantae; Streptophyta; Magnoliopsida; Brassicales; Brassicaceae. The record is from RefSeq and is a predicted model, not a curated record.